Messenger RNA from Solea senegalensis (Senegalese sole), 1817 nucleotides. It is a transcript of the gene mcl1b, whose product is annotated as MCL1 apoptosis regulator, BCL2 family member b. Gene Ontology annotation, cellular component: mitochondrial outer membrane. Gene Ontology annotation, biological process: extrinsic apoptotic signaling pathway in absence of ligand; release of cytochrome c from mitochondria; positive regulation of apoptotic process. The transcript has 3 exons. The coding region runs from base 156 to 1022 and encodes 288 amino acids. Gene Ontology annotation, molecular function: protein homodimerization activity; channel activity; protein heterodimerization activity. The record is from RefSeq and is a predicted model, not a curated record. Lineage: Eukaryota; Metazoa; Chordata; Actinopteri; Pleuronectiformes; Soleidae.
CUGCUGCCGUUGGUUCGUAGUGUGGGAGUAGCAUUUUGUGGAUAUGUAAACAGUAUUUCAACACUUGCUAGCGUCAAAAACCUACCACCUGAAAUUCAACGAAAACAACAACAACAAAGAAGAAGAAACAGAAACUUCCACACUCACCGGCAGACAUGAACAUCAUUCCAGCAACGAAGCGGACCGCCUUGAAGGUUACAACCGGAGUCAUGGGCUACUUAAUCCUUCCUCAAAAUGGAGGCGCAGAGAGAGCGAUGGACUACCAAGGAAAUGCCUCCUCUCACGUAGCCGUCACCUCUUCCAUGGACAAUCACCACGGAAAUGUUGGCUCCAGCGUUGAUAACGCAAAGCGGCCGAAGAACCUGCAAGUCAACACGGCGAACGGGUUCGCGGCCAAGGCCCGCCUGGAGGACAGCAAUGUCGACGGUGGCUCUUUGCCGUGCACCCCGGAGAUGCAGUCGGACACCGAGCUCCACGUUCCCAGCUGCACAGCAAGCGACCACGUACUGGACACUGACACCAGGCAACUGAUCACGCAAUUCCUCAGAGACUUUAUCUUAAUGUCUCCACCUCGGUGGAAGGAAAGUAAAGCGCUAACAACGAUGAAGAGAGUCGUGGACGGCGUUUUGGAGAAACACCGAUAUGCAUAUAAUGGCAUGAUCAACAAACUGUCAUUAGACAACGUUGGGGACGAUGUGUCUUUUGUCAGUUCUGUAGCCAAGAGCCUCUUUGGAGAUGGCACCACAAACUGGGGUCGUAUCACCAGCCUGGUGGCUUUCGGGGCUGUGGUUUGUCAGCACUUGAAGGAGAGAGGACAACAGAACGCAGCUGAGCUGGUGGGGCAGGAAAUCUCAUCGUACCUGCUAUGUCACCAGAGAGACUGGCUCCUGAAAAACAAUUCCUGGGAUGGCUUUGUAGACUUCUUUCGAGUAGAAGAUCCAGAGUCAACACUGAGGAAUGCUCUCCUUGGCAUUUGUGGAGUUGCUGGAAUUGGGGCAACACUGGCCUUUUUAACAAGGUGAAUUUGGACACUUUUGACAAAUGCUGGAUGCUUCUUCUCCUCACAACCUUUUUGUUCUUUCGGUUUGGACUAAAGAAGAUGGAAAUGAAAGCUUGACUUGAGCUUGAUUUAUAAGAUGGUCACACGUGUUGUGACUUAUCUUGUGUUCCCUUCCACCCACACCCUUUAAAAUACAUACACCUUUUCUUGUUGACAUCAAAGGACUGGACUUAGCUGUCAGUAGUCAACUUGCAAACAAUUAGGUUUUAUCUAAUUUACAAAGAAUUUUAUUUUUUUAAUAAAUGUAAAAAGAUUUAUGCAAAUGGUAAUGGGAAGUCACUUGGCUUUUUUUCUUGAUUCUUUUUUUUCCUUUGAUUGUGUUUACAUUUUCUCAACUAUGUAAUUCCCUGGCAGUAGGGUGUUAUGGCCAGGCAAAAGCAGGAUGGGAAGAAAAUGUUUUUUUUUUCCAAGUCAUACAGCCAUGAUGCCCAUUUCCAUAGAGCCCAUUCAUAUCCCCUGGAUCAUUUGUAUGGAUGCCUCAAGCACAAGCAGGGAGGGGGAUUUGCAUGAAGUGUAGCUCUGUUUCCUUGUUAGGAAAAUGUUUCAUCUGCACUAGGACCACAUUCUGGACUAUUAAAAAAAAAAAAAUGUGAGUCUGUUGGACGAAACAAACAAGGACUGUGAGGUGGAAUGCUGCAGAUUGGACUGUUCGACUGCACCACAGCUGACAGAAAGCAGUCAUUGUAAAUAGUUUCAGAUCCUAUAAGCUAAGUAUCUGUAAAGGUUGACUUAAUAAAAAAAAGACAAAUAUAAUUCA